AAUUCAUAUUUUAAUUUUCCGUCAAACGUUCAAUCAAAAUCACAAGUUUUUAUUAAAAUUUCACCAAAAUAUCAGCCGAAGAACAGACAUCAUGACCAGCUUGCGCGAGAUGAAGUUGGAUGAUCUUUUUAAGUUCAAUUCCCUCGUCCUUGACCCUCACACCGAAGUGUACAGCCUGAAGUUCUUCCUGACACAUCUCCUGAAGUGGCCGGAGCUCUCACAGAUCGCUGUGGCCCCUGGGCCUGGCGGUCGUCGGGUGGGGUACAUCUUUGGCAAGUAUUUGGAGAGCAAACUCUACGAGUGGCACGGGCAUGUAUGCGCACUGACCGUAUCUGAUGAUUAUCGCCGCACAGGCGUGGCCACACUACUGAUGAGACACAUCGCCAGGGCGCUGGAUGCCAAGGGAGCCCUGUACGUGGAUCUCUUCCUGCGCUGCAGCAAUAGACCGGCCUUGUCGCUGUACAGCUCCCUGGGAUAUGUCCUUCGAAGAACCGUACUGGACUACUAUCCGGACGAGCCCGUACCGGAGAAUGCUUUCAAUAUGAGAAAGCCUUUGGCACGUGAUGUGCUACGUAGGUCGGUGGCUGUCGUAUACACGGUUCCCCAGUGCCUAUCGGAGGAUGACUCGGGUGACCAUUGAUCCAUAAAUUCUGCAUAGUAUUCGGCAUACAUUAAGGAUUAUAUUUGUGUACAGCUAAUUAAAGAAACUCAAUUGCUCUGAAUGCUUGGCGGCAGACGAA
Molecule: messenger RNA, 740 nt
Organism: Drosophila pseudoobscura
Lineage: Eukaryota; Metazoa; Arthropoda; Insecta; Diptera; Drosophilidae
Product: N-alpha-acetyltransferase 20
Exons: 1
Coding region: 92-640 (182 amino acids)
Biological process (GO): N-terminal peptidyl-methionine acetylation
Cellular component (GO): NatB complex
Molecular function (GO): protein-N-terminal amino-acid acetyltransferase activity
Source: RefSeq, a predicted model, not a curated record